Linum trigynum is the source of this 1592-nucleotide messenger RNA. The record is from the annotation of a GenBank genome assembly. Lineage: Eukaryota; Viridiplantae; Streptophyta; Magnoliopsida; Malpighiales; Linaceae.
CUACCAGUGGUAUUGGUACCGGUAGAGACUAUCAGAUCUGGAAAAAAAAUAGGCGGCGACAUAAAAAUGGUGGCGGCAGGGGAGGACAGCGGCACGGCCGUUUCCUUGUCGGCGCCGGGGGGGGAGGGGGGGAGGGGUACAGCCGCUUCUCCUUGAGGAAGGGGAUUGAGGGAGGAUCAAUGAGGAGAUGUGGUGGUUGGCGGUGGGAGGAGGAAGGGGCUUUGAGGAAGGGGUGGCGAUGGGAGGAGGAAGGGGAGGGCUUUGAGGAAGGGGAUUGGUGGUGGGUGGGGUGCCGGGGGUGGAGGAGAAAGGGAGCUUGGCCGGCGGUGAAGGUGGAGGGAGGGAGGGUGUCGGCGGACGGUGAUGUUUACGGGAGAGAAGGAGGAGAGAGAGAGGGAGGAUGAAGGAGUUAGGGUUUUUGUUCUUCUUAUAUGGUAGGGUUAAUGAUUGGGUGUGGUAAAUUUUUACCCUUCCCAAAAUAUCCUUCAUUUAAUCUUAACUGUUAAUUUAAAAAAAGAAGAAAGAGACAAGAGAGAGAGCGUAUCUAAGGGCUAUGAAGUGGGUUGUGAAUCUGACAACCCCCUUAGGGGUUGUCACCGUAUCUCGUCCCAACAAAUCUUCUUCCCUUCUUCUUCCUCCGCCCUUUCCCCAAUCCCUGACCAACCGCCGUCGAUGAGUAUGACGAGCUGGUGAUUGUUGACAAAGCUCCCCGCGAACUCGCCGCCUCUGCACCCAAAGUCCCAAACCCUCUAUUACGCAAUCCGCAAUUUCCCUCCACUGCUUGCAUGUGUUUUUUUGGGGGGUUUCCAAUUGAGAGGAAGAGGAUCAAACAUCGACGACUUUUGGGGCUUCCAAUCAAAGGGAAGAGCAGAAGAAAACAUCGACAACUUUUGGCCCUUUCAAAUCUGGGUUUGGGGAGGAGAAGAAGUAAACAACGAUGAUUUUCUGACUUCGGUUAGUUUUGAUUGCUGGGUUUUGGGGUUGCUUUGCUGCGUUUUGGGGUUGCUUUGCUGGGUUGGUUGACUUUCUAUGCUUUGAUGCUAUGCAGAGCUAGCAACCACAAGAAAGCAAAAGAUCGCCUUGAAGCAUCGGCGGUCAACUCCAAGGGAGGUGGCUCGACCUAUAGGCGGGAGAGGGGAGAGAUUUGGCGACAAUCUGGAGGGACAUCUGACCUGGGUUCCUCGCCGUCAGAGUAUUCUCCAAAUCCUCAUGGUCAGAUCACCGCGCGAAUAGUAGUUGCGGGUCAGGGUAGCCACACAGUAGUGGAGAGAACGAGGAAGUUGAAUCGUCGAUGGGGGUUGUGAUUGAAUGGAGUUGUUAACAUGUCCAUGUAGAGAUCACGCUAGCCAACAACAUUCCUUGCAGAGUUCUUGGAAUUGUUAAAGGCUUAAGCACCCAAAUUGGCGCUGCUCAUUUUCUACCUGAUUACUUCGUGUUUGACAUAGAGAUAAGCUAAGAGUAUUCAAUCCUCUUUGGAAGGUCAUUCCUUGCACGAAUGGAACAAGAAUUGAUGGUGUCAAAGGGAGAAGUAACUUUACAUUUGGGAAACCUACUGUACAAAGUGGAGAAGCCAAUCAAAAGAUGUGAUAAAC